Molecule: messenger RNA, 425 nt
Organism: Colletotrichum destructivum
Lineage: Eukaryota; Fungi; Ascomycota; Sordariomycetes; Glomerellales; Glomerellaceae
Exons: 1
Coding region: 218-403 (61 amino acids)
Source: RefSeq, a predicted model, not a curated record
CACGGCCUCAAUCUUUGUGCUCCCUCCCUCGCGACCGAACCGAGAGAUGUCGCUCUUCCUCCGACAACUACGGAUUUCAGCACAUCCCAAUCCAAUGAUAUCCACGCACGAGAACUAGUCGCGUCCACCGUUCAAGGGGCUCGGUAGCCGCCAGUUGCCAGCAUUCCAGCCAACUGCCGACUUCAUUCCAUUGCCGGCCCAGCACCAGACCUGUCGGAUGUCUCAUCGUGUUCCACCCCAAGCUCAUCCAGUUGUUUCCAGAUGCAAUAGAACGGACGGUGGGAGCCAGUGCAGAUCUUCUCGGCCGCCUUGCUCCGUCCCACGCCUUGGUAGCGCCCGCUAUGAGUUUGAGGGCCCGGAAACGAACCCGCCCCGGAUCGGGUCCCCGUGCCAUCCACCCUGAAUCCUGACGUCGUAUUGUGCCU